AUGUCAUUUCCAAAGAUUGAAAUGGAUUUGGAAAACGAAGCCCCGUCGUACAAACGCGACUGUCGUUAUAAUUGGAAUUCUGAGAACACUAUGAAGCUUAUCGAUACUAUGGAAAAGGAGUGCAAAGAAUUAUGGGACCUAAAACAUCCUUUAAAUAAGGACAGAGUCGCACGGCAGGCAAAGAUGGAAUAUUUAGCAAAUGUUUUCGGUACUAGCGCAGAAGAGAUAAGUAGAAAAAUACACAAUCUAAGGACGCAAUUUAACAAUGAGCUGAGGAAGAUAAAGAGGAGGUCGGGGAAUGAGGGCAGUGUGGUGGCAGGGAGUAGCGGCUGGGAGUACUUCGAUGCGUUGACGUUUCUCCUCCGCGCCCCCACCGACCCUCUCGACACCGUCGAUUCCGUCAAUCUUGCGUUAGCAGAGUUCCAAGCCGACGAGGAGCUGGAGUUCGGUAUUGCAGCACGUGCGCAUCUCAACAAUAACACGAGUAACAAUUCGCCCACACGAAGAGCCAAGCCUGCAAUACGCGUGGCAGCCUCGGCGCCGCCGCCUUUGCCUCCCAGUGCACAUCCGAUGAUGUGGCCUGAGGAGCCCUUGCCACGGCUAAGACCCGGCGUCAACGCUGAUGAAUGCCAGAUAUUCGGCGACUUCGUAGCUUCAGAAUUGCGCACACUGCGCUCCGACGAGUCCCGCAAGAAGCUGAAGAGGAUGAUCCAGAAAGCUAUCCUCCAGGUGGGUGAGGAAGAGGAUGUGAAUAUUAUCAGUGGAUAG
Molecule: messenger RNA, 768 nt
Organism: Parnassius apollo (apollo)
Lineage: Eukaryota; Metazoa; Arthropoda; Insecta; Lepidoptera; Papilionidae
Source: the annotation of a GenBank genome assembly